AUGGUGUAUCACAUCAUUGAGAACCCUGCGAUACUUUCACAGGCUUACGCCGUUUUAUUCAACCUUUUAGAUACGGCUGCCAUUCGACCGCAGCUCUGCCAUCUUCUUGCUUUGAUAACACGCAGAAAACAUGUCCGGCCGUUUAGGAUCCAAGCCGUCCUUACCCUAUCAAGGAACACCGGCAACGAUCCAGCAUUGACCGGUCUUCUCCGGGUAUAUAAAGACUACUAUCCCGAAAUCAUCGUCAGUGAUGCCCUGAGAGGCAAGGCAGCAGCGUUCAAGCACCCUGACGUGGAAUGGAGAGAGAGACUUGACAAGAUCCAGAGAGAUCACUCCCAGCGCACUGCUGAGGCUACUGGCCAGCCUCGGAAUGGUUUCAGCGUGAACCACCAAGUUUUGAAAGCUCGUGGUGGCAAAGGGUCACAUCUCCCUUCGCUACACACCUCAGAUGCCACAGAAAAUUCCGUCACGCUUGAGGAGAUAGACAGUGCCGACCGCCUCGCUCAAAACGUGGAAAAGAUUGAGCUGCCAAACCAGUUGGCAGCAGUCUUGGCGGAUCCUCUUCUUCAGAAAUUCAUUGCCCUGAAGAAAGAUAGCGCAGCAUCAAAGCGCGUGGUCCUUUGGAUCGAUGCCACUCUCGAGGAUGUGCUCAAUGGAAACGCUGACGAAAAACACUUCCGAGACACGCUGGAGAUACUGGAAGAAUACGUAUAUCGGGUCAAGGAAACCCCGUCCGUUGUCAUGAACUUCCUUGCCAAGCUGUUCACCACCUGGAACGGUGUAGAUGCACAAGACCCCAUUCUCAAUAUACUCUCUUACGCGCCACUUGCAUCAUUUGAAGAACUUUACAAAUUCAUUUUUCAGCCUUUAGAGAGAUGCCUCCCACCAACACCUGAAUCCCAACUCUCGCUCAUCAAAUUAUACCGGAACCUCAUCCGUCAUUGGACCUUUGUCAUCGGCUCCUUUAAUUCAAGCCCUCCGGAAGCACACAUAAGCGCCUUUUACGAAGUUAUGGAGCAUGCCGGCACCACCGCUUUGAACUUCGUCCAGGCUCAUCCAAGUGUCGCCGUUCAUGGAAGCGUGCUGGAUCUCUACGAACAAGCCGCCGCCAGCAUUCCCGACCCGAUCCUACAGCCUCUAAUCCGGAUAGCAAAUCCGCCUGCGGAACUCAUCUAUCUCCUCUUCUUCAGCCACUCCCUCGCUAAUGUAUCACGGCUCUGUGCUGUUCUCGCUGUUUAUAAGAAGGGUUUCGAGACUGCCAUGUCACGCCGUCAGCCGACGACCUACCUCCCGAGCUACGUUAACCACUUUAACGGCUUCCUGAUGGAUGUCUGUAACUGCCUCUGGCGCGGCAAGGCUUUCAACGAUGCCGAUAAGAACGCUCUUGGUUGUUUGAGCCCCCAUGCCGUCACUCUUCGUCUGCAGCGCUACGUUGAAGACUUGGGCGAGGAUCUGACGCUGUCUACGCUCUUUGGCUUCUCCUACUCGCCCUUGUUGAGUUUGCAAUCCAUUCAAUGCAUCCGAGAGCUCGAAGACAAGAAGUUGACGGAAGAUGGAAAUGCUAUUGCGAUAAGGCACGCCGGCCCCGUCACGGCUAACAGCCUGGCGAGGUUGGCUGAUGCCCGAGGCUUACGCAUGACGUGGUCUGAAUACCGCAUAAUUGUGCUGCAUGCGCUGGAGGCAAAGGGCCAGGGUGGAAUCCCGGCGCUGAUGAGGAACACCAUGAAGGUUCUCAUGGGCUCCCAGCCUGGGAGCUAA
Messenger RNA from Colletotrichum truncatum, 1758 nucleotides. RefSeq names its product mis6 domain-containing protein. The record is from RefSeq and is a predicted model, not a curated record. Gene Ontology annotation, biological process: mitotic sister chromatid segregation; CENP-A containing chromatin assembly. NCBI's taxonomy places the organism in Eukaryota, Fungi, Ascomycota, Sordariomycetes, Glomerellales, Glomerellaceae. Gene Ontology annotation, cellular component: kinetochore; inner kinetochore.